AUGUCCAAAUUGAUCACUGUCUUUGGUGCUACCGGCAACCAGGGUGGUUCGGUCAUUGAGGCCAUCCUCGCCGAUCCUGAGCUCUCCAAAGAGUUCAAGAUCCGCGGCAUUACUCGCGACACCACCAAGAAGUCCGCUCAGAAUCUCGCUCAGAAGGGAGUUGAGGUUGUUACGGCUGAGCUGGACUCCGUCGACUCUCUGACUGCUGCCCUCAAGGGUUCCCACACUAUCUUCUUGGUCACCAACUACUGGGAGACUAUGAACGCCGAUGUUGAGUACUCCCAGGGCAAGAAUGUUGCAGACGUUUCCAAAGCUGUGGGUGUUUCCCACCUUAUCUUCUCUUCGCUCCACCAUGUGACAGAGGAGACCAAGGGACGUCUCACCCACGUGCCUCAUUUCGACAGUAAGGCCAAUAUUGAGAAGUACAUCCGGGCUUCUGGUGUUGGAUACAGCUUCGUUAUGCCUGGAUACUACAUGAGCAACUUCACUCAGAUGAUUAAUCGCGCCGACGAUGGAUCGUAUCAGCUGUUCUACCCUGUUGGCAACGAGGCCAAGUUUCCUCUCUUUGAUGCUGCUCAGGACACCGGUCUCUUUGUGAAGGUCGCAUUGAAACACGCAGACCAGUUAAAGAACAAGCAGGUUUUGGCCGCUGCCAAGUACUACACUCCUCAAGAGAUUGUGGAGACCUUUUCCAAGGUUGUGGGCAAGAAGGCUGCCUUCAUUCAGGUCAGCUCAGAGCAGUACAAGGCCUCUUUACCUCCCGCUGUUGCUGUCGAGUACCUCGAGAACCAGCUCUUUGUGGAGGAGCCUGGCUACUACCUGGGCGAGUCGCUUGAGCCCACCCUGAAGCUCGUUGACUCCAAACCUACUACUUGGGAGGAAUUUGUUGAGAAGAAUGUCUCUGCCUGGGCAUAA
Penicillium pulvis is the source of this 915-nucleotide messenger RNA. Its product is annotated as NmrA/HSCARG family protein. The transcript has 3 exons. The coding region runs from base 1 to 915 and encodes 304 amino acids. The record is from RefSeq and is a predicted model, not a curated record. NCBI's taxonomy places the organism in Eukaryota, Fungi, Ascomycota, Eurotiomycetes, Eurotiales, Aspergillaceae.